Molecule: messenger RNA, 336 nt
Organism: Prorocentrum cordatum
Lineage: Eukaryota; Dinophyceae; Prorocentrales; Prorocentraceae
Source: the annotation of a GenBank genome assembly
CCACGAUGCCGCUGUUGCCGGCGUCUCCGGCAUUGCUUUGCGAGAGCUGCGUCUGCUCGCGAUGGUGCUGAAUGGGGCUCCCAGCGGGUCCUCGACAGAUGUCGCAGCGUAUCUGAUGUGUCAUGCCAACGGCAUGUAUGACCCGAUCUUCCGCGCUACCCUCCAGGAUCUCGCGGAGCUCCAGGACAACCCAGGUAACUUCUACGACCUCCGACACAUGUGCCCAGGUAACUUCUACGACCUCCGACUUAACUUCUACGACCUCCUACGACCUCCGGAUUUCAAGGUUAUCUCGAUGGAAGGUGUGCUGAGGUGGCAACGCGCGAAGCUGAUCAG